Molecule: messenger RNA, 1708 nt
Organism: Bombina bombina (fire-bellied toad)
Lineage: Eukaryota; Metazoa; Chordata; Amphibia; Anura; Bombinatoridae
Exons: 4
Coding region: 245-1018 (257 amino acids)
Source: RefSeq, a predicted model, not a curated record
AUGUGCUCACACCUGAAAGGGCCGUGUUAUACUGCGUGACUGCCCUUCCCAGGAGACCAACACACAAUCACAAGAGUUGCUGUUGUAUUGGAGUUAACAGAACAGAGCGAAACACACAGAGAACGACGUGCAGAAUAUGAAACAAAGUAUACCUGCAAAAGCUUCAGAGCUCCAGAAGGAAAUCCCAGCCCUGUUACAUAUACUGUAAGGUCUCUGCGGAUCCUUCGCUCAGGGUGAAGUCGUUAUGGAUGGGGCCACAGAUAAGACAGAAUCCUCAUGUGAACAGGACAACCUGGAGGAUGAUACCUUCCUCUGGCAGCUCACAGAUGAAGAACGGGAAUCUCUUCAGUAUCUACUAGAGACAAUCAAUUCACUUGAUGCUGAAGAACAAGAUAGCAACAAUGAUGAACAUGUAAACUAUAGUAAAGAUAACAGUCAAUCAUUUGCUAUAUCUGGCAAAAUCCCAAAGGGACUGAAUGAAAGUUCCACAUCACUGGGUAAAACCAAGCCGGACCCAUCACCCAUAAAAAUGAAGAUUAUCAAGUCUUUCUCAGAAGACUGUCCAGGUUGCUCCAUUACAGUCACACCUGAGGUAUCUCCCAGAUUAGCAAGUUCUCAUCCGAGCCACUUGAGAAAAUUCGAUACCAUAAUGAGGUCUGGUGUGAAUGUGAAGGAAUUAAGGGCUCGAUUUAUUCAACACCAGAACAAUUCUUCCUUUGAUGAAAAUCCAAAGGGAUCUGAAUUAUCUGUUACUUCCAAGCAGCAACCUCAGGUUUCACGGAAUCUGAUGUCUCCAAGACAGGAAGCGCUACAGAAACUGGGUUUACUGAAUAAAAAACAAAGCAAUCCCGUUGUAAAAAACGUAUCUGAUACCCAACAUUGCAAAGACCAAAGCUCCUCUACAAAGAACUGUGAACAAACCCAGCACCUCUCAUGGGGGGGCGCUGUCUCCCUACCCUCUUCUGAACUUACUGAUGGACAUGAAGCAUUGACUGAAUCUGAACUGGUUAAAUUCUAAUCAAGUCAACUUUAGAACAUGUCUGAUGACGCCUACAUGGAUUUAUCUAUCUGCCAUAUAUUCUAAACUUAAGUUAUUGGGCAGAAACAUGGAACCAUAUUACUUUUUGUGAUGUAAAGUUCUUUUUUUAAAAUCGAUAAUGCAAUCAACAUUUUUCUUGAUUUUAUCUAAAGAACAGGUAUUCCAGAAUGUUUUCUGUCCUGAUUAAAGGGACAUUAAAGGCAUAGGAAACCCACAUUUUUUAUUACAUGAUUCAGAUACAACAACAAUUUUAAGCAACUUUCUAAUUUACUCCUAUUAUCAUUUUUUCUUUGUUAUCUAGGUAUGCUUAUUUGAAGGAGCAGCAAUGCACUACUGGUUUCUAAAUGAACACAUGGGUGAGACAAUGACAAUCAAUAUAUAUGCAGUCACCAAUCAGCAGCUAGAACCUAGGUGUUUUGCUGCUCCUGAGCUUACCUAGAUAAACAUUUCAGCAAAGGAUAACAAGAGAAAGAAGCAAAUUAAAUAAUAUAAGUAAAUUGGAAAGUUCCAAAUCAAGAAAGAACAUUUUUGGGUUUCAAGUCCCUUUAAAGGCUAGAUUGCAAGUGGAGCGCUUAUUUUUCGGAGUGCUAAUUGCUACCGCGAACUCACAGUAGCAAUAACCAGGCACUUGUAAAUGAUGGUUAUUUAUCACGCACACAUAAACGGGCG